AUGGAAUCAAAGGGUUAUUUUAGGGAAGCCUUUUUUUACGUGGAGAUAAAGGAUGCAGAAGAGGAACAACGACAAUUAUACAUAAACUAUGUAGAAAAAUGCUUUUGUCAUUUGUUGAGUCAAAGCGAUGAAUACCUCAUCACAACAUUGAAGAGAAACGGAUCUUUGAUUUCCUUUUUUUUUUCACAUUUGUUGAAAUCAAAUAGAUGCUAUGAUUUACCCAUUAUUGAUAGUUCAGAAAAUCGGGAAUAUUCUGCAUUUGAUAAACAUAUUUUUAAGUUAUAUAUAAAAUUAGUGAGAAUUUAUAUGAACAAGAGCAAGGGAGAAACAAGUAUAAUAAAGUCUACAUUUAUCAAAAUACACAUUUUUAUGGAUAUCAUAAUGAUGUUUCACAAAUCGAAAAGGAGAAAAAAAAUUAAAGGUUUAUUAAAUGAUGCAUAUCGAAUAAAUAAAAUUAAUUUUUUAAACAUAAAUAAAUAUAUCUCUUUUCUAUAUGAAGAAAUAAAAAAAGUUAAGGUGCAAAUAGAAGGAUAUGCACAAAACAAAGGAAAUUUAAAUAAUAUACUUUUCAAAAUAAAUGAAUUUAUAGUAUCUCUUUUCUGUUUUGUAAAAUUUUUUCAUCCCUUCAAAUAUUUUGAUAUUAGUGAAAACAAGUUAACCAAAGAUUUAAUUCUGCAGAGAUUGAUGUUUUAUCGUGGAUUGGACAGUAUUAACUUUUCUGUGUCUAUAACUCCCCCGAAUAUGUUGAAACAGGAGGAGGAAAGUUCCAGUAAUGGAACUUCCUUUCUGUAUUUCAUUGUUCAGACUUAUUUUGAAAUGAUAAAAAAUCUGUAUGAAGACACAUUGAAAGAUACUAUGCGGAAAAAUAUACUUUACCUGCGACACAUGUUUGUGAAAGUGGUAAAGAUGCUGGUGAAGCACAAUUUGCAGAACGGAUGUGAAAAAAACACUCUUCUUUCAGUUUCUCUCAUUAUCGAUAUGUUAAAAGAACAAAGUGAUAAAAUGAAUUUAUUUUAUUUUUUACAAAAUGAUAUACAUUUAUGCAAUUGGAAAUUUUUGCAAAAUUUAGUUUUAAACAGUAAACUAGACAUAGGUUUUUAUAUUUACCUGAACAAUUUUUUAAAAAUAAAUAAUCAAAGGGAGGUGAAUAAUUUGAUACAGAAAAAGUAUCAACACGAAAUUGAUCACAUCAUGGAAAUUUCGAAUUUUAAAAAUUCUCAUAUAAUUCUAAAAGUGCUACAAAGGAAUAAUUUUAACUUUUCUAACGCUCUUGAGGAAAUUUUAACCAUGAAAGAACAGCAGACAGAAAAUUCCCAGACGAAUUGGAGUUACAACUGUACCGAUGAUAUCAGUUGUCUUGAUGAUGACCUGAGUGAUGCGGGUCGUAGAGAUGAUGAUCACCUUCGGUUGAGUAACAACAUGUGCGAUUCGCAUGGCAAUUCGGUUGGCGAUUCGAUUAGCGAUUCUGGUGUACAGGUAGCAGAUGAACACAUCGAGGGGGUGAACCCAUUGGUGGAUUCAAAAAACAGACAAAGGAACAUCUUAGAUGUGCUACGCGAACGUGCACGAUUAGAGAAAUCACACAGAAGGAAAACUAACAAAAGCAGAUACACGAAUGAUUUACUAGGGGAAGAAAAUAAAAACAAAAUUUACGAUAUGCUCGAUUUGUCAAGUAGUAUUGAUGAUAUUACAUCUGAAAAUUCGCUGGAAAAUUUCCAAAAUGAAGUAUUGCCCCGAGUAUCGUACAGGAAAAAUUAUGAAGAUGCAGAUGGAGGUAGUGAGGAGAGUACCCAGCAGGGUGGAAGUAGAACCCAUGGUGCAAGUAGAACCCAUGGUGCAAGUAGAACACAUGGUGGAAGUAGAACCCAUGGUGGAAGUAGAACACAUGGUGGAAGUAGAAUCCAUGGUGGAAGUAGAACUCAUGGUGGAAGUAGAACCCAUGGUGAAAGUAGAACUAGUGGCGAAAGUAGAAUGCGUGGUGGACGGGGAAGGUGCUUCCAUGCAAUGUAUUCAGAUAACAAGAAAGAUGAAGGAACCAUUAGUAAAGACGAACAUCCCUCGCAACAGUACAGGAAUAGUAGUACUAAAGAAGGAGAAAUUCAUGAGAAGGGCACCAUGCAGAAGGGAAAGGAACAUGUGGAAGGAGACAAAAGCAAACGGUAUUACAUGAAAAAAACAACAAACAAAGGGAAAUCACACAGACGCCAGUACGAUAAGAAGAUGAGCAGAGGAAUGCUAUGA
Messenger RNA from Plasmodium gonderi, 2241 nucleotides. RefSeq lists its product as hypothetical. The record is from RefSeq and is a predicted model, not a curated record. The transcript is spliced from 4 exons. NCBI's taxonomy places the organism in Eukaryota, Apicomplexa, Aconoidasida, Haemosporida, Plasmodiidae. Bases 1 to 2241 code for a protein of 746 amino acids.